ACCAAGGUUCAACUAAGUGUAGUUUCUUCAAGUCCACUCUCCACUCAAGAUGUUCCCUUCAACGUUCCUUCUUGUUUUUAUCACCAUUCAAGCCUCGCUUUGUCUUGACGACGAUUACUACUGGAGAGAGUACACAGGAACAAUUCCUGACGACGCCUUAGUAGGAGGUCAAGACAUCAACAACAAGAACGUUUACAUUGGUCAAGCCUAUGUCCACAAUGAGGGACUGAUCGUGUCCGAAAUUUUUCCCGGAAUACGAGAAGUCCAAGCUCCUAUUAAUGGUGUUAAAACUGUUAAGUCGUACAUAAAGAUUCUUUGCGGAGCCCAGCAGAACUUUUACUGGGCGCAAGCUAACGCCUCCCACCUACAUGUCCAAAUGAUCGACAAACGCCCAAUUAUCGGUGGACACGAAGUCGGCGGCAUACUAAACAUAGGGCGUAUCAGUUACGAAGGGGACAUCAAAAUUGGAAAAGUUAUUUCCUUCAGAACGGAAAGUGCGCUGCUUCAUUUUAACGUCAAAGGUACAGAAAAAGGCGUCAGUUCGUACGAGAUACUUUUGUUUAAUGAUAAUGCUGUAGAUGUUAGGCUUGGGAAAUAAAGCAUUGUGGUACUAGAAAACUGCAACCUCCGAUACU
Zophobas morio is the source of this 635-nucleotide messenger RNA. RefSeq lists its product as uncharacterized. NCBI's taxonomy places the organism in Eukaryota, Metazoa, Arthropoda, Insecta, Coleoptera, Tenebrionidae. Bases 50 to 598 code for a protein of 182 amino acids. The record is from RefSeq and is a predicted model, not a curated record. The transcript has 3 exons.